Anolis carolinensis (green anole) is the source of this 15819-nucleotide messenger RNA. RefSeq names its product synaptic vesicle glycoprotein 2A (gene sv2a). The record is from RefSeq and is a predicted model, not a curated record. Gene Ontology annotation, molecular function: transmembrane transporter activity. The transcript has 13 exons. Bases 401 to 2593 code for a protein of 730 amino acids. NCBI's taxonomy places the organism in Eukaryota, Metazoa, Chordata, Lepidosauria, Squamata, Anolidae. Gene Ontology annotation, cellular component: neuron projection; synaptic vesicle membrane. Gene Ontology annotation, biological process: chemical synaptic transmission; transmembrane transport.
CGCCUUCUCAUCCCCACCAUUGGAGGCUGCGGCGCCGAGACCCCUCCUGCUUCUCACUGCUCUUUUCGGCACAACAGCAGGCGGAAGAGGAGGAGGAGGAGGAGGCAGAAGAGAGCAGCAGCCUUUGCAGCAGCCGCAUCCUUCCUCCCGAGCAUCUUCCACAGCAUCCAUCCUUGGGUACCACAAGAGGGCCAUAUCUGCACCGCCCACCUCUCGGAGACUUUGGCUUCCCCGACGGAGACUGGAAACGGAUGGGGGUUGUGGCUCGAAGCCCUCAAAGAAGAGAUCCUUCUCCGCAAUCCGGAAGUCCACGUUAGCUUAGUAGAGUGGCUGGCAGACCCUCCGAAGCAAGCAAGGAGAAGGCUUCUUUCCACAGCGAGACGUCCCUUGACGGUCCACCAUGGAUGAAGGCUUCAAAGACCGGACCGCCUUCAUCCGCGGGGCGAAGGACAUCGCCAAAGAGGUGAAGAAGCACGCCACGAAGAAAGUGGGCAAAGGUGUGGACCGGAUGCAGGACGAGUACACCAAGAGGUCCUACACUCGCUUCGAGGAGGACGACGACGACAAUGACUACCAGCCCCAGGACGGCUACUACCGUGGGGAACCCUCGGUGGACGACGAAGGCGCCUCCAGCGAUGCCACCGAAGGCCACGACGAGGACGACGAGAUCUACGAGGGCGAGUACCAGGGCAUCCCUCGCAACGACUCCAUGAAAGGCGGGGAGCCCUUGACGGCCAACCAGGAGGCGGUGAGCGAGUUCAGGGACUUUGCGGACCUGGAAGGAGAGAAGAAGAAGGAGAAGGAGGAGCUGGCCCAGCAGUACGAGCUCAUCCUGCAGGAGUGCGGCCACGGGCGCUUCCAAUGGACGCUCUACUUCGUGCUGGGGCUGGCCCUCAUGGCCGACGGGGUGGAGAUCUUCGUGGUGGGCUUCGUCCUGCCCAGCGCCGAGAAGGACAUGUGCCUGUCCGACUCCAACAAAGGCAUGCUGGGUCUCAUCGUCUACCUGGGGAUGAUGGUCGGCGCUUUCUUUUGGGGCAGCCUGGCGGACCGGCUGGGCCGGCGGCAAUGCCUCCUGAUGGCCCUCUCCGUCAACAGCGUCUUCGCCUUCUUCUCCUCCUUCGUCCAGGGAUACGGCACGUUCCUCUUCUGCCGCCUCCUCUCCGGUGUCGGCAUCGGGGGCUCGAUCCCCAUCGUCUUCUCCUACUACUCGGAGUUCCUGGCGCAAGAGAAGCGGGGGGAGCAUCUCAGCUGGCUCUGCAUGUUCUGGAUGAUUGGCGGCAUCUACGCCUCGGCCAUGGCUUGGGCCAUCAUCCCCCAUUACGGGUGGAGCUUCCAAAUGGGCUCCGCCUACCAGUUCCACAGCUGGCGCGUCUUCGUCCUGGUUUGCGCCUUCCCGUCCGUCUUCGCCAUCGGCGCCCUCACCACCAUGCCCGAGAGCCCACGCUUCUUCCUGGAGAACGGGAAGCACGACGAGGCUUGGAUGGUGCUGAAGCAAGUUCAUGACACCAACAUGCGGGCCAAGGGACACCCCGAACGGGUCUUCUCGGUGACCCAUAUCAAGACGAUCAAGCAGGAGGACGAACUGGUCGAGAUCCAGUCCGACACGGGCGCUUUGCACCGGCGCUGGAUGGUCCGCUGCUUGAACCUUUCGCAACAGGUCUGGGCCAACAUCCACCAAUGCUUCGCUCCCGAAUACCGCCGGGUGACGCUGAUGAUGAUGGCCGUGUGGUUCACCAUGUCUUUCAGCUACUAUGGCUUGACCGUCUGGUUCCCCGACAUGAUCAAGCACCUCCAGAACAUCGAGUACGCCUCCCGGACAAAGGUCUUCAUCAACGAGACGGUGCGCCACAUCACGUUCAACUUCACCUUGGAGAACCAGAUCCACAGCCGCGGGGAGUACUUCAACGACAAGUUCAUCGGCCUCAAGAUGAAGUCCAUCUCCUUCAUCGACUCGCUGUUCGAGGAAUGUUAUUUUGAGGAUGUCACGUCCAGCAAUACCUUCUUCAAGAACUGCACAUUCAUCUCCUCUGUCUUCUACAACACAGACCUCUUUGAGUACAAGUUCAUCAACAGCCGGAUCAUCAACAGCACCUUCCUCCACAACAAGGAGGGCUGCCAGCUGGACUUCAGUGACGACAACAAUGCCUACAUGAUCUACUUUGUCAGCUUCCUGGGCACCUUGGCCGUCCUCCCGGGGAACAUCGUCUCCGCCCUCCUGAUGGACAAGAUCGGGCGCCUCCGGAUGCUGGCCGGUUCGAGCGUCAUGUCCUGCAUCAGCUGCUUCUUCUUGUCCUUCGGCAACAGCGAGUCGGCCAUGAUCGCCCUCCUGUGCCUCUUCGGCGGGGUCAGCAUCGCCUCCUGGAACGCGCUGGACGUCUUGACCGUGGAGCUCUAUCCCUCGGACCGGCGGACGACCGCGUUUGGGUUCCUCAACGCCUUAUGCAAGCUGGCCGCCGUCCUGGGCAUCAGCAUCUUCACGUCUUUCGUGGGCGUCACCAAAGCGGUGCCCAUCCUCCUGGCGUCGGCGGCGCUGGCCGUGGGCAGCUCUCUGGCCCUGAAACUGCCGGAGACGCGGGGGCAAGUUCUACAGUGAGAGAGAGAAAGAGAGAGAGAAAGAGAGAGAGAGAGAGAUUCGCACUCGGGCCCUGUCCUGCCCUUGCCCCACUUUCCCGCUUUCGGGAGAGAUUUAGAGUCGUAGAGACACUGUGACUGUCGUCUUAAUGUCGUUCUCAUUUCAACAAAAAAGGGGGGACGGAAAAGAAAUGCCAUCCUUAGCAAGCUCCCUUCCCUUUCCGCCAAACUCAUGCGUCCCUUUAUUAUUAUUUUCCCUCUGGAAUGUCCCGGUUUCUCUCCUUUCCUCCUCCUUAGUCCUCGUUCGGCCCUAAAGCUGCAAAGCAGAAUCACUCGGGUCAAAACCAAAGUCUUGCAGCCUCUCCUGCCCAUUUCGUGCCCUUGGAACCUUGGUGGGAUUUGUAGUCUGAUCCCACUUUCCCUCAAUCUCUUCUAUAGCGGUUUUCGUGUGAAUCACGAGGCCGGAGUGGGAAUCCGAGUCCAAAACGGAGGUGUAAGGUUAGACUAGAUGGUCUCAAGGGACCCUGUUUAAAAUCAUUUCCAGGUUAAGGCUGGGUUUAUUUGGUUCAGAUUUCGUUCAGCGCCCAGGGAUAGAAACCAAGUCCAAAACCGAGGGGUGAGAUAGGACUAGAUGACCUCAAGGGACCCCUUUCCAACUCUAUUACUGUCAUUUCCGACUUUAUUUGGUUGUGAUUUUGUUCGGCAUCCAGAGAGGGAAACCGAAUCCAAAAUAGAGGGGCAAGUUAGGACUAGAUGACCUCAAGGGACCCCUUUCCGACUCUAUUCUUGUCGUUUCCAACUUUAUUUGGUUGUGAUUUUGUUCAGCGUCCAGAGAGGGAAAUCGAGCCCAAAACAGAGGACUAGAUGACCUCAAAGGACCCCUUUCUGACUAUAUUCUUGCCAUUUCCGACUUAAGGCUUGAUUUAUUAUGUUGAGAUUUCGUUCAGCAUCCAGAAAGGGAAAUCGAGUCCAAAACCGAGGGGCAAGGUUGGACUAGAUGGCCUCAAGGGACCCAUUUCUGACUAUAUUCUUAUCAUUUCCAACUUUAUUUGGUUGUGAUUUUGUUCGGCGUCCAGAGAGGGAAAUCGAGCCCAAAACAGAGGGGUGAGAUAGGACUAGAUGACCUCAAGGGACCCCUUUCUGACCCUAUUCUUGUCAUUUCUGACUUGGUUUAUUUGGUUGAGAUUUUGUUUGGCGUCAAGAGAGGGAAAUCGAGCAUCUAGAGAGGGAAACUGAGUCCAAAACACAGGGGACAGGUUGGACUAGAUGGCCUCAGGGGACCCCUUUCCGACUAUAUUAUUGUCAUUUCCGACUUAAGACUUGGUUUAUUUGCUUGUGAUUUUUUUCAAAGUCCAGAGAGGGAAACCGAGUCCAAAAUAGAAGGGCAAGGUUGGACUAGAUGACCGCAAGGAACCCCUUCUGACUCUAUUUUUCUCAUUUCCAACUUGGUUUAUUUGGUUGAGAUUUUGUUCGGCGUCAAGAGAGGGAAAUCGAGCCCAAAACAGAGGACUAGAUGACCUCAAGGGACCUCUUUCUGAUUCUAUUCUUGUCAUUCCCGACUUAAGGCUUGGUUUUUUUGGUUGUGAUUUUGUUCAGAGUCCAGAGAGGGAAAUCGAGCUCAAAACAGAGGGGUGAGAUAGGACUAGAUGACCUUAAGGGACCCCUUUGCGACUAUAUUAUUGUCAUUUCCGAAUUGAUUGAUUUGGUUGAGAUUUUGUUCAGAGGCCAGAGAUGGAAACCGAGUCCAAAACAGAGGGGCAAGGUUGGACUAGAUGGCCUCAAGGAACCCCUUUCUGACUCUAUUCUUGUCAUUUCUGACUUGGUUUAUUUGGUUGAGAUUUAAUUCAGCGUCUAGAGAGGGAAACAGAAUCCAAAACAGAGGGGUGAGAUAGGACUAGAUGGCCUCAAGGAACCCCUUUCUGACCCUAUUCUUUUCAUUUCCAACUUGGUUUAUUUGGUUGAGAUUUUUUUUGGCAUUCAGAGACGGAGUCCAAAACCGAGGGGUGAGAUAGGACUAGAUGGCCUUAAAGGACCCCUUUCCAACUAUAUUAUUGUCAUUUCCAACUUGAUUGAUUUGGUUGAGUUUUUGUUCAGAGUCCAGAGAGGGAAACUGAGUCCAAAACAGGGUGAGAUAGGACUAGAUGGCCUCAAGGGACCCCUUUCCGACUCUAUUCUUGUCCCAAGCUUGGGAUUUUGCCCAGAAAUCAGAGUCUGAAGCGCAGGGGCGGCUUUCUCUCUCUCUUUGCCCCAAACUUGAAUCCAGAAGGAAGGGAUAGAUGUUGAAAUGCCCUUCGGAAGACCCGACGGCGUUUCAGGGUUCAACCUGCCCCCCACCUUUUUGCACCAGUGUGUCAAACGAACAACUCCACGCGUGUGCCCUUGUGUCCCGAUCAACCCUUUUUCCUCCUUUUGUUUUGGGUUGUUUUUAAAAAGAAAACGGCACACGUUGAUGUCUGUGUGUGUAUGUGCGUGUGUGUUUUGGUGUAUGUCUGUCUGUACAGAAUCAAUGCAAAAGGCACCGGUCUCGAACCAACAACCCCGCUAUGUGUCAUCCCGAAAAAAAACAAAACGAAAAAAAAUCAUUUUGAGUGUUGUGUAAUUUGAGGGUGUGUGAAACACAACGAAAAGAAAACCCAAACCCAAGCAACCGCUAGCGUCGAUUCAGGUGUGUAACUUUGUUUAGUUUGAUGUUUCCAGGUUUCCAAGUGGGAUUUUUUUCCCUGCUAAAAAAGGUUUGGACACUCCUCCGCCUUCCAAUUGUGUCCCAUUUGCACAACUUUUUGUGUUUGUGCAAGCUGCAUUUCGGUGAGUGUCGUUUGCCCCGUGAAAAAUGACUUACCGAAUGCGCUUUUCCCUCUGCAAAAAAAGCCUUGCUCCUCCGUCUCGGGUUGAAUUUCGGAAUUGUACAAAUCCUUAGGUUACAGAAGUCCGGUGAAAUUCCGUUUGUGAUUUACAAAGUAAUUGAACCCCAGCAUUUCCAAGCUCACGUUGAAAUGCGCAUUGGUGCCCAUUGCUCAUCAGCACUGUGGCACAAUAAUGUUUACAAAUGCAUUGCACACAUUGCUCAUCAGCACUGUGGCGCAAUAGACAUGUCUGCCAAUGUGUUGUGCCCAUUGCUCAUUAGCAUCGUGGCACAACAAUGUUUAACAAUGUGUUGUACACAUUGCUCAUCAGCACCGUGGCACAAUAAUGUCUACCAAUGCAUCGAGCGCAUUGCUUAUCAGCACUGUGGCACGACAGACAUGUCGACCAAUGCAUUGUGCCCAUUGCUCAUCAGCACUGUGGCACAACAAUGUUUACAAAUGCAUUGCACACAUUGCUCAUCAGCACCGUGGCACAAUAGACAUGUCUGCCAAUGCGUUGAGCCCAUUGCUCAUCAGCACCAUGGCACAACAGACAUGUUUACCAAUGCGUUGUGCCCAUUGCUCAUCAGCACCAUGGCACAACAGACAUGUUUACCAAUGCGUUGUGCCCAUUGCUCAUCAGCACCAUGGCACAACAGACAUGUUUACCAAUGCGUUGAGCCCAUUGCUCAUCAGCACCAUGGCACAACAGACAUGUUUACCAAUGCGUUGUGCCCAUUGCUCAUCAGCACCGUGGCACAAUAAUGUCUACCAAAGCAUCGAGCGCACUUUUCAUCAGCACUGUGGCACAAUGGACAUUUCUACCAAUGUGUUGAGCCCAUUGCUCAUCAGCACCGUGGCACAAUGGACAUGUCUAUCAAUGUGUUGUGCCCAUUGCUUAUCAGCACCAUUGCAGAAUAGACAUGUCUGCCAAUGCGUUGAGCCUAUUGCUCAUCAGCACCGUGGCACAACAGACAUGAUUGAGCCCAUUGCUUAUCAGCACCAUGGCACAAUAGACAUCUCUGCCAAUGUGUUGUGCCCAUUGCUCAUUAGCAUUGUGGCACAACAAUGUUUACCAAUGCGUUGUGCCCAUUGCUCAUCAGCACCGUGACACAAUAGACAUGAUUGAGCCCAUUGCUCACGAGCACCGUGGCACAAUGGACAUGUCUACCAAUGCGUUGAGUCCAUUGCUCAUCAGCACCGUGGCACAACAAUGUCUACCAAGGCAUUGAGCCCACUGCUCCUCAGCACCGUGGCACAACGUCUACCAAUUUGUUGUGCCCAUUGCUCAUCAGCACCGUGGCACAAUAAUGUCUACCAAUGCAUCGAGCGCAUUGCUCAUCAGCACUGUGGCACAAUGGACAUUUCUACCAAUGCAUUGUGCUCAUUGCUCAUCAGCCCCGUGGCACAACAAUGUCUGCCAAUGCGUUGAGCCCAUUGCUCAUCAGCAUCGUGGCACAACAAUGUUUACCAAUGUGUUGUACACAUUGCUCAUCAGCACCGUGGCACAAUAAUGUCUACCAAUGCAUCGAACGCAUUGCUCAUCAGCACUGUGGCACAAUGGACUUUUCUACCAAUGUGUUGUGCCCAUUGCUCAUCAGCACUGUGGCACAACAGACAUUUCUACCAAUGCAUUGUGCUCAUUGCUCAUCAGCACCGUGGCACAACAAUGUCUGCCAAUGUGUUGUGCCCAUUGCUCAUCAGCACCGUGGCACAAUGAACAUGUCUAUCAAUGUGUUGUGCCCAUUGCUCAUCAACAUCGUGGCACAACAAUGUUUACCAAUGCGUUGUACACAUUGCUCAUCAGCACCGUGGCACAAUAAUGUCUACCAAUGCAUCGAGCGCAUUGCUCAUCAACCCUGUGGCACAAUGGACAUUUCUACCAAUGCAUUGUGCCCACUGCUCAUCAGCACCGUGGUACAACAGACAGCUCAUGAGCACCGUGGCACAACACAUAUUUACCAAUGCAUCAAGCGCAUUGCUCAUUAGCACUGUGGCACAAUGGACAUUUCUACCAAUACAUUGUGCUCAUUGCUCAUCAGCACCGUGGCACAACAGACAUGUCUACCAAUUCUUUGUAAUGUCACGGCUGUUGUCGCAAAACAGUGCCGUUCCGUUUUGUUCCCUUUCUGAAGAUCUCCUUUCCAAACAAAACACGUAGCCUUUGACUUGGGCUUAUCCAUGCUCAACUUUCAUGGCCACAGCUCCAUGCUAUGGCAAUCUGGGAGCUGUAGUUUGGUGAGACACCAGAACCCUUUGGCAGAGAAGGCUUGUCGUACAGCUCCCAGUAUUCCAUAGCAUGAAGCCAUGGUAGUCAAAGUGGUGUUGAACCUCAUUAAUUCUACAGUGUAGAUGCUCCGCGAGAAAGAAAUCUGUGAAUAGCCUUACACCUGUUUCCCAAUUUCACCGUAUGGAGAACUGGUUUCCUUUCUGGCCAAAUCUGUAUGAAGCCAUAAACAUUCGUGUCUCCCUCCGACCUGGAGGAUGCUGGGGAUUGUAGUCCCAAAGAAAUAUAGAAUUUUAGGUUAGGCUUUUGCUCCAUUGAGUUGGGAGCCAGUUCUUGUCACACCAGGGAUGAACGUGGCACUGUUUUUCCAAAUAAGAAUUCUGGAUCCCAACAGUGACAUUUCUGUUCAGUUUCCGAAUCUCUCGCAUCUGAACUUUUAAAAGUUUUGAGUAAACUUUCCUAUUACGGCCCUGCUCUGUAGCGACACCCUGAAAGACCUCUUUGCCUCGCAGUCUUUUGGACACAUUUUGGGGCCGACUUUCACAUUCCAAAAAAGAUGCCGAAUAACUUAACAGAGCACAAUCCUUUUUGGGAUUCAGCCGGGCCUUGUUAAGAAGGAUAUAGAAAGUGGUAGCGGGUUCAGAAAGGGACAAGGGGGAAGAUAAGAAGCACGGAGAAGGAAUUGUAGGAGGAAAGUUUGGAGACGAAAUCGUAAGAGAUAGAGAAGAACUUCUAGGAGGAAAAGUUGGAGAUCUAAAUCAUAGGAGAUGGAGAAGAAGUCAUGGGAGGAAAGGUUGGAGACCAAAUCAUAGGAGAUGGAGAAGAAGUCAUGGGAGGAAAGGUUAGAGACCAAAUCAUAGGAGACGAAGAAGAAGUCAUGGGAGGAAAGGUUGGAGACCAAAUCAUAGGAGACGAAGAAGAAGUCAUGGGAGGAAAGGUUGGAGACCAAAUCAUAGGAGAUGGAGAAGAAGUCAUGGGAGGAAAGGUUGGAGACCAAAUCAUAGGAGAUGGAGAAGAAGUCAUGGGAGGAAAGGUUGGAGACCAAAUCAUAGGAGAUGGAGAAGAAGUCAUGGGAGGAAAGGUUGGAGACCAAAUCAUAGGAGAUGGAGAAGAAGUCAUGGGAGAAAGAUUGGAGAUGAUAAUAGAUGGAGAAGUAAGCAUAGGAUGAAAGGUUGGAGACCAAAUAGUAGAAGAUGGAGAAGAAGUCAUAAGAGUAAAGGUUGGAGUUGCUCAUAGACGGAGAAGUAAGCAUAGGAGGAAAGGUUGGAGAUCUAAAUCAUAGGAGAUGGAGAAGAAGUCAUGGGAGGAAAGGUUGGAGACCAAAUCAUAGGAGAUGGAGAAGAAGUCAUGGGAGGAAAGGUUGGAGACCAAAUCAUAGGAGACAAAGAAGAAGUCAUGGGAGGAAAGGUUGGAGACCAAAUCAUAGGAGACGAAGAAGAAGUCAUGGGAGGAAAGGUUGGAGACCAAAUCAUAGGAGACGAAGAAGAAGUCAUGGGAGGAAAGGUUGGAGACCAAAUCAUAGGAGAUGGAGAAGAAGUCAUGGGAGGAAAGGUUGGAGACCAAAUCAUAGGAGAUGGAGAAGAAGUCAUGGGAGGAAAGGUUGGAGACCAAAUCAUAGGAGAUGGAGAAGAAGUCAUGGGAGAAAGAUUGGAGAUGAUAAUAGAUGGAGAAGUAAGCAUAGGAUGAAAGGUUGGAGACCAAAUAGUAGAAGAUGGAGAAGAAGUCAUAAGAGUAAAGGUUGGAGUUGCUCAUAGACGGAGAAGUAAGCAUAGGAGGAAAGGUUGGAGACCAAAUAGUAGAAGAUGGAGAAGAAAGCAUAGGAGAAAAGGUUGGAGACCAAAUAGUAGAAGAUGGAGAAGAAGUCAUAGGAGAAAAGGUUGGAGAUGCUCAUAGAUGGAGAAGUAAGCAUAGGAGGAAAGGUUGGAGAUUAAAUAGUAGAAGGUGGAGAAGAAAGCAUAGGAGGAAAGGUUGGAGAUCAAAUCAUCGAUGGAGAGAAGCAUAGAAGGAAAAGUUGGAGAUCAUAAUAGAUGGAGAAGAAAUCAUUGGCGGAAAGUUGGAGAUCAAAUCAUAGAUGGAGAGAAAAGCAUAGGAGGAAAAGUUGGAGAUCAAAUAAGAGACGGAGAAGAAAUAUAGGAGAUGGAGAAGCCAUAAGAGAUGAAAAAGAAAUCACCGGAGGAAAUGUUUGAGAUCCUAACAGAUAAGGAGAAGUAAUCAUGGGAGGAAAGGUUGGAGAUUAAAUAAUAGGAGAUGGAGAAGAAGUCAUAGGAGGAAAAGUUGGAGAUGCUCAUAGAUGGAGAAGUAAGCAUAGGAGGAAAAGUUGGAGAUCUAAAUCAUAGGAGACGGAGAAGAAGUCAUAGGAGGAAAGGUUGGAGAUGCUCAUAGAUGGAGAAGUAAGCAUAGAAGGAAAAGUUGGAGAACAUAAUAGAUGGAGAAGAAAGCAUAGGAGGAAAAGUUGGAGAUCUAAAUCAUAGGAGACGGAGAAGAAGUCAUAGGAGGAAAGGUUGGAGAUCAUAAUAGAUGGAGAAGAAAGCAAGGGUGGAGAUCAAAUUGUAGAUGGAGAAGAAAUCAUUGGCAGAAAGUUGGAGAUCAAAUCAGAUGGAGAGAAAAGCAUUGGAGGAAAAGUUGGAGAUCAAAUAAGAGAUAGAAGGGAAGAUUGGAGAUCAGAUAAGAGAUGGAGAAGAAAUCAUGGGAUGAAAGGUUGGAGAAAUAUAGGAGAUGGAGAAGACAUUAUAGGAGAUUGAGAAGAAAGCAUAGAAGGGAAGGUUUGAGAUCACAAUAGAUGAAGAAGAAAGCAUUGGAGGAAAGGUUGGAGAUCAAAUAAGAGAUGGAGAAGUAAGCAUUGGUGGAAAGGUUUGAGAUCAUAAUAGCUAGAGAAGUAAGCAUUGGAGGAAAGGUUGGAGAUCAAAUCAUAGGAGAUGGAGAAGAAGUCUUGGGAAGAAAGGUUGGAGAUCAAAUCAUAGGAAAUGGAGAAGAAGUCAUGGGAGGAAAGGUUGGAGAUCAAAUCAUAGGAGAUGGAGAAGUCAUGGGAGGAAAGGUUGCAGAUGAUAAUAGAUGGAGAAGAAAGCAUAGGAGGAAAGGUUGGAGACCAAAUAGUAGAAGAUGGAGAAGAAGUCAUAGGAGGAAAGGUUGGAGAUCAAAUCAUAGGAGAUGGAGAAGAAGUCAUGGGAGGAAAGGUUGGAGAAAUAUAUGAUGUGGUUGUUUCUGACUUACCAUGGAGUUUUCUUGCCACAAUUUUUCAUAGAAUCCUUAAAGGAGCCCUAAAGGCCAUCUAGUCCAACCUCAUUCCUGCGAGACAGGAAGACACAAUCAAAGCCCUCCCGACAGAUGGCCAUCCAGACUCUGAAUCAUAGAGUUAGAAGGGAAACCCAAGGGCCAUCUAGUUCAACCCUAUUCCUAAUAGGAAGGAAGACACCAUCCAAUCUUUCCCAACAGAUGCCCAUUCAGCCUAUGUCAGGAUCCCUAUUUUUGUCUGGAGCGUUUCCUAGACUUGUGAACGAACCAUGUAUAUAGUAUAUUUUAUUCCACACUUGGAUAGGGUAUGGAUGGGAAUCACUCUGCAAAAUGGGGCCAGAAUAGAUGACCUCUGGGAGUCCCUUGAAAUGCUACGAGUCUUCCUUCCAUCCAGUCCAAGACUUGGGAACGGACCAUGCACAGAGUAUAUGUUAUUCCAUAUUUAAAUAAGAGUAUAGAUUAGCAGCUUUCUGCAAAAUGGAACCAGACUACAUGACCUCUAGGGUGCCCUUCCAGUUCUACAAUCCAUAUUUCCAUUUAAUCCUAGACUUUUGAAUUGCCCAUGCAUAGAGUAUAUUUCAUUUAGAUGGAGGUUAGAUGGGUAUCUUUCUACAAUUCAUACUUCCAUCUCAUCCUAGACUUGUGAACGGAUCAUGCGUAGAGUAUAUUUCAUUCCAUAUUUAGGCACAGUAUGGACAGGCUUCUUUUUGCAAAACGGGAGUCAGACUAGAUGACCUCGGGGGUCCCUUCCAAUGCUACAAUUCAUCCUUCCACCCAGUCCUAGACUUGUGAAUAGAUCAUGUGUAGAGUAUAUUUGAUUCCAUACUUAAGACAGUAUGAAUGGGCAUCUAUCUGCAAAUAUUUAGAUGGAGGUUAGGGCAUCUUUCUGCAAAAAGGGAGUCAGACUAGAUGGCCUCUGGGGGUCCCUUCUAAUGCUACAAUUCAUCCUUCCACCCAGUCCUAGACUUGUGAACAGACCAUGCACAGAGUAUAUGUUAUUCCAUAUUUAGAUCGGGUAUGGAUGGGCAUCUUUCUGCAAAAUGGGAUCAGACUAGAUGACCUCUGGGGGUCCCUUCCAGUUCUGCAAUUCUUAUUUCCAUCCAGUCCUAGACUUGUGAACGAAUCAUGCAUAGAGGAUAUUUUAUUCCGUAGUUAGAUGGAGGUUAGAAGGGCAUCUAUCUGCAAAUAUUUAGAUGGAGCUUAAAAGGGCAUCUUUCUGCAAAAUGGGGCCAGACUAAAUGACCUCUGGGGGUCCCUUCCAAUGCUACGAUUCGUCCCUCCAUCCAGUCCUAGACUUGUGAACGGACCAUGCAUAGAGUAUAUUUUAUUCCAUGCUUAGGGUAUGGAUGGACAUCUUUCUGCAAAUAUUUAGAUAGAGGUUAGAUGGGCAUCUUUCUGCAAAAUGGGAGCCAGACUAGAUGACCUCUGGGGGUCCCUACAGUUCUACAAUUCAUCCUUCCACCCAGUCCUAGACUUGUGAACAGACCAUGCACAGAGUAUAUGUUAUUCCAUAUUUAGAUCGGGUAUGGAUGGGCAUCUUUCUGCAAAAUGGGGUCAGACUAGAUGGCCUCUGGGGGUUCCACCCAAUUCUACGAUUCAUCCUUCCAGCUGAUCCUAGACUUGUGAACAGACCAAACAUAGAUUAUAUUUUAUUUCAUAUUUAGAUAGUUUAUGGAUGGGCAUAUUUCUGCAAAUAUUUAGAUGGAGGUUAGAUGGGCAUCUUUUUGCAAAAUGGGGCCAGACUAGAUGACCUCUGGGGGUCCCAUCCAAUGCUACAAUUCGUCCUUCCAUCCUAUCCUAGGUUUGUGAAUAGACCAUGCACAGAGUAUAUUUUAAUCCAUGUUUAGAUUGGGUAUGGAUGAGCAUGGUCCCUUCCGAUGCUACAAUUCAUCCUUUCAUCCUGUCCUAGGCUUGUGAAUAGAUCAUGCACAGAGUAUAUGUUAUUCCACAUUUAGACUGGGUAUGGAUGAGCAGCUUUGUGCAAAAUGGGGUCAGACUAGAUGACCUCUGGGGGUCCCUUCAGGUUCUACAAUCCAUACUUCCAUUUGAUCCUAGACUUGUGAACAGGCCAUACAUAGAGUAUAUGACAUUCCAUAUUUAGGCACAUUAUAGAUGGGCAUCUUUCUGCAAAAUGGGGUCAGACUAGAUGACCUCUGGGGGUCCCUUCAGGUUCUACAAUCCAUACUUCCAUUUGAUCCUAGACUUGUGAACAGGCCAUACAUAGAGUAUAUGAUAUUCCAUAUUUAGGCACAUUAUAGAUGGGCAUCUUUCUGCAAAAUGGGGCCAGACUAGAUGACCUCUGGGGGUCCCUUCCAGUUCUGCAAUUUUUACUUCCACCCAGUCCUAGACUUGUGAAUGGACCAGGCAUAGAGUAUAUUUUAUUCCAUAUUUAGAUAAGAGUAUGGAUGAGCAACUUUCUGAAACAUGGGGUCAGACUAGAUGACCUCUGGAGUCCCUCCCAAUGCUACAAUUCAUCCUUCCAUCCAAUCCUAGACUUGUGAAUGGAUCGUGCAUAGAGUUUAUUUUAUUCCAUAGUUAGAUAAGAGUAUGGAUGAGCAACUUUCUGAAACAUGGGGUCAGACUAGAUGACCUCUGGAGUCCCUCCCAAUGCUACAAUUCAUCCUUCCAUCCAGUCCUAGACUUGUGAAUGGAUCGUGCAUAGAGUUUAUUUUAUUUCAUACUAGCUUGGAGAGCCGGCGGUCAUUUGAGAAAGGCAUUGUUUGCCUGUGUUCCAAGUGUAGCCUAUAUCCAAUGUCAGCUGGGUUCAGUGGGUGCGGGUGAGCUCCCAUAUGCAAGUCCCAUCGUCCAGUGUCCAUCCCUCUGCAAACAGAGCCAGUAUGUAGAGUAGGUCAUGGGGGCUCCAUGUACCAUGUUUGGUCUUGAUCAGUCAUUUGUGCGGGUCGCGGUGCUCUCAGGAAGUGAGUGAAGGUAUUGGAAGUCCCAUCGUGCAUGGUCCAUCGUCCUCCAAACUGCACCUGGGUGUAGAGUGAGUCCUGGGUGUUGUCUGUGUCAAGUUUGGUCUUGAUGAGACAUUGAUGGGGGUGACAGUGGUCUCGGGAAGCGAGUGAACAUACUGCAAGUCCCAUCAUCCAAGGUCCAAGCUCUUUCAAACCUCACCAAGAUGUAGAGUGGGCCAUGGUGGCUCUAUGUGCCAAGUUUGGUCUUGAUCAGUCAUUGGUGGGGGUCACAGUAGUCCCAGGAAGUGACUGAAGAUAGUGCAAGUCCCAUCAUCCACGGUCCCUCCCCCCCCAAACUGCACCAGGAUGUAAAGUGGGCUACCCUGCACGUGCGUGUCAAGUUUGAUACAGUUUUGUCAUUCAUGGCCAUCACAGGGGUUUGUGGGAGGUGAAUUGGAUGAAUGUACUGCAAAUCCCAUAAUCCUUGGUCCACCCUCCGUCAAAGUGCUGCAGCAUGUGAAGUGGGUCAUUUGGGAUCUGUGUGCCUGGUUUGGUUCAGUUCUGUGAUUUGUGGCAGUUGCUGUGGUCUCAAGAAGUGAGGGAAGGUACUGCAAAUCCCAUCAUCCUUGGUCCAUCCUGCCCCAAUAUACAUCAGGACGUAAAGGGGACCACAGGGAUUCUGUGUGCCAAGUUUGGUCCAUUUCUAUCAUUGGUGGGCAUUGCAGUAGUCUGUGGGAGUUAAAGUGUUUGAAAGUACUGCAAAUCCCAUCAUCCUUGGUCCAUCUUGCCCCAAUAUACAUCAGGACGUAAAGGGGUCCACAGGAGUUCUGUGUGCCAAGUUUGGUCCAUUUCUAUCAUUGGUGGGCAUUGCAGUAGUCUAUAGGAGUUAAAGUGUUUGAAAGUACUGCAAAUCCCAUCAUCCUUGGUCCAUCCUCCCCCAAACAGCACCAGGCCAUAAAGUGCCUCAUGGGGGUUCAAUGUGUCAAGUUUGGGCCAGAUCCGUCAUUUCUGGUGGUCUCAGUGGCCUGUGGAAGUGGUGGCCAAUCAGAAAGCUGCCACAUACCUGCAUACGUACAUACCCACAUACAAACAUUGACUUUUUUAUUAUAUAUAUAGAAGAUUUAGAUAGGGUAUGGAUGAGCAGCUUUCUGCAAAAUGGGGUUAGACUAGAUGGCCUCUGUGGGUCCCUUCCAAUGCUACUAUUUGUCCUUCCAUCCAGUCCUAGACUUAUGAACGGACCAUGCAAAAGUAUGUGUUUGUUUCUAAAUACUUCUGAGUCCCUUUGGGAAAGAGCGGCCUCCUUGGAGAGGAAAUAAAUCAGUUUAUUUUGGUUGAAAGUGUUCCAAACGUCCGACGGGGUUUCCAAAAGCACAUGGCGUUUCCCGCCUUCCGAAACCUCUUUCCUUCCCGUUCGAUCGUAUCCUUUUUUCCCCGUGUAUAAGCCCGAUUUUGCAACGAAACGAGAAAAAUCAAAAAACGAAACGACCAAUGACAUCCGAUCCAUCCGUAGUUUCUGUCUGUAUGCAAAACAAAAACUCGAGAAAAGACGAUAAAAAAAUAAUAAUAAUCAUCAUAAUAUACGAGCAAAACCUUGUGCUGUGGUGUAGUUUUUAGGUGUUUGUAAAAGAAUAAUUGAAAAAAAUAAAAAACACAAAACGACGACAAAUCAGGAAACGAGAAAACAAACGAGCGAAAGAAAAAAAAAAAACCAUUCCGUGGUGGUCUUCUUCUCCGGUUCGUUCCAUUUUGUAUAAAAAAAAAAUAUAUGACAAAAAAUAAAUAAAAACCAGAAGCCGAGAAUGAGACGACGACACAACUCGAGUGUCGAGCAAAGUGUGUAUGUUGUGUGUAUGGAGCGGGUGGGGGAAAGAAAGCGUCUUUUUUUGAAAGGAGAAUCAAUAAAAAUGUGGUACGUGUCCGGCUUCGGCCCAACGCCAGGCUCUCGACUCCCUUCCGCCUCUGGUGUUAUGAACUCGUAGUCGAUACAAAUCAAUGUAAAAAUGGAGAUACAAAAAAAUCAAUAAAAAGAGUUUGAAAAAAAUUAUAAAUA